AUGGAACAUUUCUCUGUAAAUACAUUUGCUUUAUGCUGAAAGUAAAGUAAGGUAUGUCUGCACAUUCAAAACGACGUCUUGGCGGAGUUUCACCUUGUGUUUCUAGUACAAAACAGUAUUUGUACAGUGGCUGACGUAAACUGCGCCGUCAUCAGAUCGACUGCUUGUGAGUCAGUCUCCUAUACACCAUGGCUAACAACGAACGAACUGUAAUUAUAGGGAUGGAUGGAAGUACACAAGCUGUAAAUGCAUUUAAGUGGUUUUGUAAAUCUAUGAAGAGGGAAAAUGAUAAAGUGGUGAUGGUUUACUCUGUAGAAAUUAGUGACGCAAUGAAAUCAAAACAGUGGUUUCAAGUAUCAACCUCUGAAGCAGAUAUGAAAGCAGCUAUUGAUAAAAACAUGGAAAUAGUCAAAGGAAAGUUGAACGAAUUCGCCAAACUUAUGGAAAGUGAACAUGCCACUGGCACCGUUAGAAGUGCACAAUCAUCAGUUCCCGGGGAGGGAAUAGUGAAGACCGCCAGAGAGCUCAACGCCAGUAUGAUCAUCAUGGGCAGUAGAGGAUUAGGGACGAUCAGGAGGACGAUUCUGGGCAGUGUCAGUGACUAUGUCGUCCAUCACUCACAUGUACCUGUCAUAGUGUGUCCGCCAUCUUGAUAUUCUACUGUAUCGCUAUAUACAUGUACAUGUACAUAGUGGAUACAUAAUGUGACUACAUGUAACGAAAUACGAUCAUCAUAUUUCUCAAAUUUUAGCUGCAGAACUGUAAUGGAGAUACCAGUGAGCUGCUGAUCCAUCCCUUUUAAAAACCUUCGAUUUUAUAACAGGGUGGGUCUGUAGCUCUCGAAUAUCCAACUUUUCUUCUAGAGAGCUUCAAUGUUGCAGCUAUUCAGAAUUAUAUCACGCACAUUUAUUGAUGUCAUUGUGACAACUGUGUUAAGUAUAUCUUGGACUUUCAGUAGUGGUAGGCAUGUACAUAUUAUUGUGCAUGCAUCAAUGGAUUUUCUGCAAAUGAAAUCAUGAUAGUUUUAAAUCGCAAUAUUUUUAACAAAUGAAUGAAAAAUAGAUAGGGAAUCUACAUGUAGCUAUCUACAUGUAUUAAAAUAUAUUCUAAGGCUAUUUCACAUAAACAGUUGCAAAAUCACUUUAAAUUGUACACGUAAUACAUGAGCAAUGCAAUAUAUAUAUAUAUAUAUAUAUAUAUAUAGAGUUAGGCAUGCCAACAAAAAUUUAAGCUUUUAAUACAUGUAAGCCAGCUGAUACGGAGAUUUCCCGGAAACGGAAUAUUUUAGAUUUACGCAUUGCAAAACGUAUUGUUGUUGCUUAAUAUAAAAAAAUGCUGACAUUGGAAGUGAAGGUUUGUUGUGUCAGGGAUAUUCUCCAAUGUUAUUCAGACUACGGGUAAUUACGUAGGACACGAAAUAAAAAGUGUAAAACAU
This is a messenger RNA of Ostrea edulis (European flat oyster), 1435 nucleotides long. Its product is annotated as universal stress protein Sll1654-like. The transcript is spliced from 4 exons. NCBI's taxonomy places the organism in Eukaryota, Metazoa, Mollusca, Bivalvia, Ostreida, Ostreidae. The record is from RefSeq and is a predicted model, not a curated record. Bases 189 to 653 code for a protein of 154 amino acids.